GCUGGCGGUGGCGCUAUCCGCGCCUGUUCCGGCGGAACCGGCCUGCGGAGCGCUCUGUGUCCGCUGUCUCGGCCACUCGGUGCCCGGCGCCGGACCACGCCGCUGUCUGCUGUGGUGACAGUUGUUCGGUAUGGUGCUCGACGCUGUGCUGGUGGCCCUGGCCACCCUGACCGUGUCGCUGUCGGCGGUCCCAGCGCAGAAAUGGGACAGUGAGGCCGUGCUGGCGGCCGACGGAUCCGUGCGGAUCCAGUGGCGGAUUCACGAUGGAAACUUCACCUGCCAGCUGGAGGCGACCACUCUGGGCUGGGUCGGAUUCGGCCUCUCUCCUACCGGAGCGAUGGCUAACUCGGACAUGGUAGUCGCCGGUGUGAAGGAUGGCAUGCCCUAUCUAAUGGACAUGCACUCAGCUGACUCGUAUCAGCUGAUUGCCGACCAGCGUCAGGUCAGCCACCUGGUGGCAGCCUCAGAAAACAGCACCCGUACGGUGGUGACCUUCACUCGACCUCUGACGCCUUCGUGUCUGCCCGAUGCCGUGCAAGGCGAGAACAGAGACAUCACGAUGGACACCCAGCGAGUGCUGUUCGCCUACCACGAGUCGGACCCGGAGCCGCUAGGGUCCCCUCAGCGCCACCAGCACCGCGGCCAGCGCAGCAUCCACCUGAGGGACCCGGCCGCCGGCCAGCCGCCGCCGCCGCCGCCCCCGCCCGGCGACCCAGCCGCCGCCGCCGCCCAGCCCGUGGUCUGGAAUGUGGUGCAGCACGAGGCCCGGCUGCCCUCGGAGAGCACCGUCUACUGGUGCAGGGUGGUGCGCGCUCCUCAGCUCACCACCAAACAUCAUGUCAUAAAGUACCGGCCGCUCAUCCAGCCCGGCAGCGAGCGUAUCGUCCACCACAUGCUGGUGUACCAGUGUUCGGGUCACGACUUCUCCGACCUGGCGGUGCACGCGGACGGCGGCGGCGGCGGCUAUCGCUGCUACUCGGCCAAUAUGCCCCCGGCGGCGCGCGGCUGUCGAGGGGCCAUCGCCGGCUGGGGCGUCGGUGGGGAGGACUUCGAGUAUCCGCCAGACGCCGGUUACCCGAUCGGUCCCGACCACGGAGCCGAGUUCUACAUUCUGGAGACGCACUACGACCUGCAGGACAGAACCGGAGUGGUGGACAGCAGCGGUCUCGAGUUCACGCUGACGCCUCAGCCGAGACGCGAGGACGCCGCCAUGCUCAUCGUCGGCCAUGACGUGUCUCAGCUGCAGCUGAUUCCUCCGGGACAGAGGACGCUGCCCGUGGCCGGCCACUGCUCCGACGAGUGCCUCCAGCUGGCGCUGCCCGACUCGGGUGUGACCGUGUUCGCCGCGCUGCCGCACACCCACCUGCUCGGCCGGCAAAUCCGCCUGAGGCACUUCCAGGGCAACACGGAGGUGCUGCCAUCUAUCGUGCGUGACGACAACUACGACUUCAACUACCAGCAACUGCGUCAUGUUCCCCCUAGGAGGGUAGCCAGGGGCGACCAGCUGACUGUCGAGUGCGUCUACCGCUCUACGGAGAGGCAGAACGCCACACUGGGCGGCCGGGCCACCCAGGAGGAGAUGUGCGUCAUAUUCAUGCUCUACUACCCCGCCGUGCAGUUGGCGCAGUGUGUCAGCACGCCGCAGAAGGAGCCGUUGCUCUCUGCCCUGGGGGUCAGCGGGGUCAGACGCGACGGCCGUCACGAUUUGGUGGUCACGUCUCCGGCCGAGUUUAAUGGGCUGUCACUGCAGGAGUAUGCCAACGAUCUGGACUGGUCUGAUCAGAGGCUGACGGCGCUGAGUGAGGUCGCCUGGCGCGGCACCCACGUGCCGGAGUGCUAUGAAUUCGGCCGAGUCGUCCUCGAAACAACGCGGAACACGACUGGGUACCCGCCCGGUGUCGAGCCCCAGGGCUGGCUGGUGCGGGACGCCGUCUGCCCGCAGCCCUCCCGGGGCGGGGCGCUCCUGGUGCCCUCUGUCCUGCUCGGAGUUGUGGUCGCAGUCUCGGCCGUCCUCGGGAACUGAACAUGGGCGGUGAGUGGUGGGAAGGGCGAGAAAAGGUGGUACAGUGAGAGUGUGGCUGUUGUACAUUCGUGGAUAGCGAACGAUGGAAGGCUGGCUGUUGUUGACUUUUUAAAGCGAAUCUUUCACUUGAGAGCCAAUUAGAGGCGAAUUGAUGACAUGUGCUUACCAAUGUAUGUAAUCGAUGAAUGUGCCUGGCUGUUAGCUGAUGUGAUAUCCAUUGAAAGUCACAGCAGUUUUGGACUCAGUUUUAGACUGCUUCUUGAAUUGGCGCUGUAAACCAUUGUGCACCUAGUAUAAUUCAUGAGCGAAUCAUGCGAAGAUAUUUUUGCCGAAAUGUAGCCUACCGCGUUUGUGAUGAAAUAUGUAAAUACAUAUGAUUCAUGUUAUCUAUGGAAAUAUUAACGCCAGUGCGCCAGAAGAUUGUAUUAGCAUUGUUGAGCGGCCAUGAGGGCUCGAUUGUCACGCUGUUAGGAGUUUAUUUAAGCCACUGAUUUGUGUACAUACGCCAUUAUUUGUUCUUAUCUUAAUUGCGCUUCUAUCUGUUAAUAAACAAUUACUUUCGUUAAU
Messenger RNA from Amphibalanus amphitrite, 2590 nucleotides. Its product is annotated as DBH-like monooxygenase protein 1 homolog. Gene Ontology annotation, biological process: octopamine biosynthetic process; norepinephrine biosynthetic process; dopamine catabolic process. The record is from RefSeq and is a predicted model, not a curated record. NCBI's taxonomy places the organism in Eukaryota, Metazoa, Arthropoda, Thecostraca, Balanomorpha, Balanidae. Gene Ontology annotation, molecular function: copper ion binding; dopamine beta-monooxygenase activity. The transcript has 11 exons. Gene Ontology annotation, cellular component: secretory granule membrane. The coding region runs from base 131 to 2023 and encodes 630 amino acids.